CGGAACCGGAAGGCUCGCGGGGGGCGGGCAGUCCUCCCCCACUCCUCGGGCUCAGCCCCAAGGCCUGGGAGUUGUAGCAAUGACGGCGCGCGGCACCCCGAGCCGCUUCCUGACCAGUGUUCUCCACAACGGCAUGGGUCGCUACGUGCAGCAGCUGCAGCGGCUCAGCUUUAGCCUCAGCCGCGACGGGCCCUCGUCCCGCGGCGCCAGGGAGUUCGUGGAAAGGGAGGUGACCGACUUCGCCCGCCGGAACCCGGGGGUCGUAAUAUAUGUGAACGCGAGGCCGUGCAGUGUGCCCAGAGUAGUGGCUGAAUACCUUAACGGGGCACUGCGCGAGGAGAGCAUCCAUUGCAAGUCGGUCGAGGAGAUCGCGACACUCGUACAGAAGCUGGCGGACCAGUCGGGCUUAGACGUGAUCCGCAUCCGCAAGCCCUUCCACACUGACAACCCUAGCAUCCAGGGCCAGUGGCACCCCUUCACCAACAAACCGACAACGUUGGGCGCGCUACGUCCCCGAGAGAUCCAGGAUCCCCCAGCCCAGGUGCAAGCGCAGUGAAGAGAUGCUCUACCAACUCCAAUCCUAGGCUUUGGACCCUUUCUCCAGUAGAGGAAGUUAUUCCUCUUGUAGUUCAGGGGAUUCCAAGCCCAGGCAGGGUGAUGGUGCCCACCAAAGAAGUUGAAGGCCAAAGCUUUUGCUUGGGAUAAAGCUGCCUUUUUGGUGCUCACUGUGAGGGUCAGUGACUUUGUGAGUCUUCAAAUUCUUAUCCAGUUGAGGUCCCUGAAAAUCUGAGUCUUCAAGGAUUUUGAGGGUCCUCAUUUCUGAAAUCCAAAUUUAUAAUUGUGAUCUCAAAUCACAGGAGUUUCAAGGCUGGCUUCUGAAGAGUACCUGAUGUCCUUUUUCUGCAACCUUUAAGCUAGAGAAAGCUAGCACCUUAUAGUCUGCUGAGCCUGGCAUUGGGCCAGACACUUUAUAUCUGUGUGAAUGUGUACAUUUAGAGAACUGAGAUUAAUAAACUUGCCCAGGGUCACACAAGA
Manis pentadactyla (Chinese pangolin) is the source of this 1035-nucleotide messenger RNA. RefSeq names its product mitochondrial ribosomal protein L43 (gene MRPL43). Gene Ontology annotation, molecular function: structural constituent of ribosome. NCBI's taxonomy places the organism in Eukaryota, Metazoa, Chordata, Mammalia, Pholidota, Manidae. Gene Ontology annotation, biological process: mitochondrial translation. The record is from RefSeq and is a predicted model, not a curated record. Gene Ontology annotation, cellular component: mitochondrial large ribosomal subunit.